AUGAGUGCAAAUGGCAACAUCGAACAUCUACACGGGGACCUCAGUCGAUUCUUAAGAGCGUUCUUGGCCCAGGCACGUUUCGGCACAGUGACAUCUACUCUCUGGAACGAGCUUCAAAGAAAACUUGUCUCGGCCCUGCCCUCUGAAAGCGCGCAAACGAUAACAAGUGCUCUCCAUGCACUGCACAAGGAGCGCGGAUGCACCUCUUGCGCAGAGUGGUCAGCAUUGAAGCACACGGUUAAUGACACCCUUCAGCACUGUGAGAGAUCACAACUAGUACAUAGUCUACAAGAGAAGGGGCUUAGCAACAAUGGCGAAGAUUCUUCAAAGCUGACUCCGAAAAAAAGAGCGGCACCAGGUGAUGAUUCUUUUUCUCUGCAGCCUCGAAAACGAAAACCUGACAACUCGAACAAGAGUAUUCUCCGAGAUGAUGUUGUAAUUGUUUCAGAUGACGAUGAGACCGUGGCCCCAAGAAAGUUGUAUGGGGAGACAUUCUGCAUUCUUAGAUCAGAAGCAAACAUUCACAACAAAAAGCAUACAGUGGCGUUGGACGAGAUAGUCACAGCUGGCGCCGAUUUCACGGUAGUAUGCAACUACAACUUCGAUGUUUCGUGGAUGUGGGAAGCCGCGCCGGCUUUGCAGACGAGUAGAAAGGUGCUGAUCGUCCAUGGUGAGACGCCAGAGGAAGAGAGGGACUGGAAAUCCUUCAUUAAUGGAGUUGGGGCUUCAGAACGAGUGCGGUUUGUACGACCAAGAACACCGCCGUACGGCACAGUCCAUUCAAAGAUGUUUCUCCAGUUUUUCCCCAAUGGAUGCCGCAUUUGUAUCCACACAGCAAACAUGGUUCCAAGAGACUGGUACUACAAAGUUCAGGGUGCGUACGUCCGUGACUUUCCGCUUAUCAAUCAAGGUACAGAUUUAUCAGACUCACACGUCAAUAUGCAAUCUCCUACUGACGAAGAUGACUUCAAGACGCAACUCGACAGAUACUUCCGACAUGCCCUGGUGGGUGAUGCCAAGGAAGAAGUCACCCGAAGUAUUGCGAAGUAUGAUUUCUCGUCUGCAGGUGUUGCUCUGAUUGCAUCUGUGCCUGGUGUGCAUAAAGGCCCAGCAAAGAUGCAUUUCGGACAUGCCCGGUUGAGAGAGCUUCUGAAAAGUGAAGCGUUUACCCCGGAGGACUCAGGGUCCGUUGCUGUUUGCCAAUUCAGCUCAUUGGGCUCGAUACAACAAAAAUGGUUAGAAGAGGAGUUCAAGGAGACUCUUUUCUCGGAAGCAGCAGGUCCUUCGUCUCAGCCCGCCAACGCGCACAGUACAGAAAUUAAGCUUGUAUAUCCGACUGCCAAACAGGUACAAGAGUCGAUUGAGGGAAAAGUGGCUGGUGCAUCUAUUCCGGUCCGUGGCAAAAACCUUCAUCGGGGGCACAUCGUGAACAAAUUGCAUCGCUGGCAAGGUAAGCAUAGUGGAUACGAACGAGCUAUGCCGCACAUCAAAACUGUUCUCCGGUAUCCAGUUUCCCGGCCGCAGUCGCCGUUCUGGGUUUUCCUUGGUAGUUUCAACCUGAGUGUGGCUGCGUGGGGCCGCAUGCAGGGGGGCAAAAAAGGAAAAAAGGUGUGGGAUAGGCUGAACCUUUUAGCCUACGAAGUGGGAGUUCUUUUCACUGCAGGCCUUGCUUGCCCCCCAAACCAUUCUGUGGACGCCUCAAUCAAGUACGCGAGGCUAACUGCAUCUGAGGUCGCAUUUUGGAGGCAAGCUAAAAGGGACAGGCGUCUCAAUCUCAGGGCUAGCACCUUCGGAGAAUCCGCUGGCCAGAAUGAUAACAUGCCGAGCAACGACGGAGCGAAAGUGGUUCUUAACUUACCAAUCCCAUACCAACUUCCUCCAGCACCAUACAGUGAUGCUGACACUCCAUGGAUUGUUGACUACUUAAUGAUGUGA
This is a messenger RNA of Chondrus crispus (carragheen), 1935 nucleotides long. RefSeq lists its product as hypothetical. The transcript has a single exon. The record is from RefSeq and is a predicted model, not a curated record. Gene Ontology annotation, cellular component: nucleus. Bases 1 to 1935 code for a protein of 644 amino acids. Gene Ontology annotation, molecular function: double-stranded DNA binding; 3'-tyrosyl-DNA phosphodiesterase activity; single-stranded DNA binding. Gene Ontology annotation, biological process: double-strand break repair; single strand break repair. NCBI's taxonomy places the organism in Eukaryota, Rhodophyta, Florideophyceae, Gigartinales, Gigartinaceae.